Molecule: messenger RNA, 2277 nt
Organism: Petromyzon marinus (sea lamprey)
Lineage: Eukaryota; Metazoa; Chordata; Hyperoartia; Petromyzontiformes; Petromyzontidae
Source: RefSeq, a predicted model, not a curated record
UUAAUAUCUCCUAGCCACUGUGGCAAAUGUAAUCAGCUUGGAAGGGAGAGCCAAUUAUCCUCAAGAGGGGGCUCUGAAGCUGCUUCUAGUCGAGAUCCUUCCACCAGCAGUGCCAUGGGCACAAAAUAUCCAGGUGCAGCUUUGCCUCUCAUGGCGACCACUUAAUCAUGGCUGAUGAUGAAAAAUGAAAAACUGAGUCGUGAUUGUAAAGAUUUACACGAUGAUUUGCUUAUCUUGUAGAUUUGUGCUCGCCCACUCUGAACCCCAACUCGGCACAUCGACAUCUUCAAAUUUCUGCCGAUCUCAGCACAGUGACGUGGAAAAAGGAAGAGCAGCCUUACUCUGAUCAUGCAGAGAGGUGUGAGAGGUGGCCAAUAGUCCUCUGCUUUGAUAACUUCUCGUCGGGUGACCACUACUGGGAAGUGGACGUGAGAGCCUCUAAAAAUUGUUCUAUAGGCGUCGCACGUGAGUCGAUUCCGAGGAAUUGUCACGAAAAGUCUGGCAGGCUGGGCUGGAACGAGUCCUCUUGGGCGUUCGUUCAAUGGGAUUUUAAUUUCAAAGCAGCACAUGACAAACAACGCAAAACCAUUACAGAUGUUCAGCUUUUGCAGAGAGUCGGCGUUCGCUUGGACUUUAACGCAGGAAAACUUUCGUUUUACAACGCCAUCACCAUGGAGCUGUUGCACUCAUUUGAUGACAUUCCAAGUGAGCCGCUCUGUCCGGCUAUGCAGGUGAAGUCGGGCUCAGUCUCGAUUUACGAAGCUCAAUCAUUGAAGAACCUGACUGUGGAUGAGAGCAGAGAAGACAUUCAGAUUUGUGAUCACUUUUCAAACAGCGGAGACCAUCGCACAAACAACACCGAUGAAGAGAAGGGUGAGAGGAAAGAUGCAUUGCUCAGAACGAGGAGGGAGGAACCUCCGGUGACACGAGAGUUGAUGGGUACGAUCCCUGCAAUGCUACACCACGAGUUGCUCGUCCAGGGUCUCAUCACACAAUCCGAGCUCUCAGAAGUAUAUUCGAUACCCCGCGCGUCAGCACGAGCUGACUUCAUCAUAAGCCGUCUCAAUCGCAAGCAGAAAGAGAGCCCGCAACUCAAAGGGAUUCUGUGUGAACAUUGUGAAAAGCAAGAGGCAUUCCUGAAAAUGAGGAGCGAAUCGUGUACUUGCUCGCCGACUCUGAACCCAAACACGGCACAUCGGAACCUCCAGAUUUCUGCCGACUUUAAAACCGUCAGGACCUCCACACGCGCCCAACAUUACCCUGACAACUCAGACCGGUUCGACCACUACCGAGUGGUCAUUUGCUCUGACAAAUUCUCAUCGGGUCGCCACUACUGGGAGGUGGACGUGAGAAGUUCUGAGAAAUUCGUCAUCGGUGUCACGUAUGACGCGAUACCACGGAAAGGUGAUGACAAAGCCUGUAAAAUUGGGUGCAAUGAAGUUUCGUGGAGCCUGAGGAAAUUGGACGACUACACGGCGGUACAUAACAAGACGGAAACAAAACUGUCGGUGCGAGAUGCUCCCAAAAGAGUCGGGGUUCACCUGGACUGGGAGGCGGGCGUCUUGUCAUUCUACAGCGCCGACUCCAUGUCGCUGCUGCAUCGAUUUCACGGACAAUUUGAUCGAGAGCUGUACCCUGCAAUGGCCGUGCUGUGCGAAAGUCUCGCAAUAUGCCCGUUGCCGUACUCAGACGCUCGUCGUUAGAGAUGAGAGGCUCCUAUUAGAGCGGUCUCCCAUGCGACCCCUGUAUGUAUGUAUGUAGAGUAACUCCCUGGCCAACCGCGUGGGUUCAGGUUCCUGAAAACCCUCGGGGUUGGUAAAGUUACAGGGGGCCUAUGGGUUGUAGGGGGUUAAGGGAAACACGGGUGUGGUCAGACUCGCCACAGCUUAACUAAGUUGUCUGUUUAUUCACUAAACUAUGUUUCUGUGUAUGGUACAUUACACAGUAACAUGAUAAAACGUAAUUGAACGUAACAUUAACUUUACAUACCUUUAAUAUUAACGAUGAUUAGAGUUAAAAGUAUUAACGACGAUGUCAAUAAGAUGAUGGGGGGGAGGGCUGGUUAGAAGGAGGAGGGGCUCAGCCCAGCCACGCCCCCUUCCUCCAGACCACAGACACAACUCACUCUCACCACUCGAUGCACGCUUGGUCCAUGACUAACGGCAACAUUAAUGUGCACCAUGGAGUACUGUACAACAAAACAGGCGGCCAGCUGAUCACUUGAGCAUCGCAACGGCACCACGGCAUUUGUAUUAAAUUCCGUUGUUCACAGAGCCA